Messenger RNA from Phasianus colchicus (ring-necked pheasant), 985 nucleotides. It is a transcript of the gene HTATIP2, whose product is annotated as HIV-1 Tat interactive protein 2. Lineage: Eukaryota; Metazoa; Chordata; Aves; Galliformes; Phasianidae. The record is from RefSeq and is a predicted model, not a curated record. Gene Ontology annotation, cellular component: cytoplasm. Gene Ontology annotation, biological process: import into nucleus.
AGCGCUGGGACAGGCGGGGAAAACAGCAGCAGCAGCAGCAGCAGCAGCAGCAGCAGCGCAGCCCAGCCUGCAGCGCGGCACCUCCCCUAAGCAUGGCGGCACCGAGCAGCGGAGGUUCCUGCUUCGUGCUGGGGGGCUCGGGGGCGACGGGCCGGGCGCUGCUGCGGGAGCUGUGCGCACAGCGGCCCUUCAGCAGAGUGACGGUGAUCGGGAGGCGGCAGCUGAGCCUGCCCGAGGGGAGCGGCGUGGCCGUGGAGCAGGCGGUGGUGGACUUCGAGCGGCUGGGCGAGCACGCCGAUGCCUUCCGCGGCCACGACGUGGGCUUCUGCUGCCUGGGCACCACCCGGAGCAAAGCGGGUGCGGAUGGCUUUGUCCGUGUGGACCGGGACUACGUGGCGCAGGCAGCCGAGCUGGCGCGGGCAGGGGGCUGCAAACACUUCGUCCUGCAGUCCUCCCAGGGAGCGAACGAGCGCAGCAGCUUCCUGUACCUGCGGGUGAAGGGAGAAGUGGAGAAACUGGUUGAGGCUGUCGGCUUUGACCGCUGCACCAUUCUUCGGCCAGCGGUGCUGCUGUGUGAACGCCAGGAGUUCCGCCCCACCGAGUGGAUCACGCAGCGGAUUCUGGGAUUCGGCGCCCGGUUCUGCCCCACUGCUUACACAGUGCCUGUAGAAACGGUGGCGAGGGCAAUGGUGGCCAGUGUGCUCCAGCCGAGUGGGGAGAAGGUGGAGGUGCUGGAGAACAAAGCCAUCCAUCAGCUGGGAAAGGCAGUGCCGCAGCCGGGCACAUAGAGCUAAAGGCAUGGGCAACAAGUGGUUGGCUGACCUUCUGGAUUCUCUUUUGGGCUAUGAUGAAUGUAUGGGAUAAUAGUGGAGUGUUUGCAUGGACAAUGGGGAAAUGGGGUGCAAAUCUGGGUAAGCAUUUUAUGAUUUAAACAAUUCCUUGAAUUGAGACUUUGAAUAAAAGUCCCUGUGACUGGCGUGUGCUA